This is a messenger RNA of Pseudocercospora fijiensis CIRAD86, 1656 nucleotides long. RefSeq lists its product as uncharacterized. Lineage: Eukaryota; Fungi; Ascomycota; Dothideomycetes; Mycosphaerellales; Mycosphaerellaceae. The transcript is spliced from 6 exons. The record is from RefSeq and is a predicted model, not a curated record. Bases 1 to 1656 code for a protein of 551 amino acids.
AUGGCAUCUCAAAGAGCUUCCCAAGCCCAGAAGCUGGCUAGGACUGCAUAUCUCUGGAUUGACUCAAUCUGCAUCGACCAGGAAGGCAAUCGUGAAGAGAAGAAUGCUCAGGUCAGUAUGAUGUACAAAAUCUAUCGGAAGGCCACAGAAGUGCUUGUCUGCGUCGGAGAGCAUGAAGGCGGCAGUGAACGGCUGAUGGCUGUCAUCGGAGCUCUCAGCUACCCACUGCAGGUCAUAUCUCAGGAAGGUACGCCUUGGAGGACCAGAUUCUUCUGGAGGACGUUUUUCGCCACGCUGGGUACUUCCGAGAUCGAGGACAUCCUUGUGUUGCUAGAAAACUUCGAGAGUCGUCCGUAUUUCAAACGACUUUGGAUCGUACAGGAGCUUUUCGCCGCUGGCAAGAACAAACAACUCGUGUGCGGUCCUCACGUGCUACCUUAUCAGCUUCUUCGCGCCUUUCUCGCUGCGUUCAUUGAAGGGAAUCGGGAGCUUCGGCUUGAUGAUAGUCACAAGUUUCCCUACUUGUCCACAACAUGCUUCGAUUUAGCGGUGAGGCCUAACAUGGAGUCAAUCUUCCUACGAUUCGGAGUACAGCACCUAUGCUUCGAUCCGCGCGACAGACUCUUCGGUAUGAUAUCCUUUCUGAACACAAAAUCCAGCGUUAUGCCCGUGCCUCCAGUCGACUACAGCAAAUCUACGCUCGAUCUAGCUCUCGACUUAGCGCCAUUCUACGAUAGCGACCAGCCCCAUCGUCUCCCGAAAAAGGUGUUCUCAAGAGGCCGAAUCGUCGCUCUUGUCGAUGCCGUCGCAGAGGCUGGAGAUCUGCUCAUAUCUCUGAUCGCGACACCUGCUAGUGAAAUGAACAACCUAUUGGUGCUGAGACCUGUUUCUGGAAACACAAAUGGCUAUAUGAUCGCCGGACAAGGCAUCGCUUUCUACAAGUUCGGCAUGAACAGUAUGGGCGCACAGCGAUGCCAAUGCGAAGCCACGCAUCGAAGUCAGCAUCCCAGAUUCGAAAUGCAUUUCAGCCUCGCCUUAAGCACACGCGAACUUCUGGCGUACAUCGGACAAGAUUUCAUUGGUCCUGACUAUUAUCAUACAGCCUUCGAUAUCGACAAACGCUUGGAGAGACUUGCGAUUUGUCCGAUUCCUACACUUUCAACUUCGCGCGUACUGGACACGCGGGUACUAAGAUGUUACGCCAAUGGCGCUUCAGAGAAUGCCGAUGUGAGCAACUGCGGACCGCAGACUGUGAUUCGGGAUUCGAAUAUGAAUGAUGUUUCUGAGCUGGAGAGCAGUGACGACAGUACAGGAUAUGGCAGCAUAGGAACCUCAUCAGAUGAAAGUGUCGACUUAGGCGAUGUUUCGGCCUUGUCCAUGACGGAGAGGCUGGAGUGUCGAGGAGGAAUCAUGGGCUCGUUGCAAGGAAUCAGUGCUCGCAGUCGUGUUGCGCAAGCACGCCGGGAUGUUCUCAUCCAUGUCAGGCUUGGAAGGGUCGCCAUUGAGGCAUUCGCACAUCAUCGAAGGUACCUACGCUUGCUUCUCAAGGACCUGGUCAUUGCUCAUAUCCUACCCUGCCAGCUCCAUACCUUAUACUCGUCCAAAAAGACAAUCUUCAUCGCCACUGAAUUCGAAGUCCAGGUGCAUCCAGGAUAG